Molecule: messenger RNA, 666 nt
Organism: Komagataella phaffii GS115
Lineage: Eukaryota; Fungi; Ascomycota; Pichiomycetes; Pichiales; Pichiaceae
Product: 40S ribosomal protein S5
Exons: 1
Coding region: 1-666 (221 amino acids)
Biological process (GO): translation; ribosomal small subunit assembly
Cellular component (GO): ribosome; cytosolic small ribosomal subunit
Molecular function (GO): structural constituent of ribosome; mRNA binding; rRNA binding
Source: RefSeq, a predicted model, not a curated record
AUGUCUGAAACUUACGACGAACAAGUUGUUGCCGAGCCAGUUGAGGUCCAAUACGUGGAACUGUCCACCAAGAUCCCUGCCGAUAUCAGAGAGGGAGCUGAGGAGAUCAAGCUGUUCAACAAAUGGUCUUUCCAGGAUGUCACCGUCAAGGACAUCUCUUUGACCGACUACAUUCAAAUCAGACAGCCAGUCUUUGUUUCCCACACUGCCGGAAAGUACGCCGCCAAGAGAUUCAGAAAGGCUCAGUGCCCAAUCAUUGAGAGAUUGACUAACUCUUUGAUGAUGAACGGUAGAAACAACGGUAAGAAGCUGUUGGCCGUUAGAAUCGUCAAGCAUGCCUUGGAAAUCAUUCACGUUUUGACUGACCAGAACCCUCUGCAAGUUCUGGUUGACGCCAUUGUCAACACUGGUGCUAGAGAAGACUCCACCAGAGUUGGAUCUGCUGGUGCCGUUAGAAGACAAGCUGUUGAUGUUUCUCCUUUGAGAAGAGUCAACCAAGCUAUUGCUCUGUUGACCAUUGGUGCUAGAGAGUCUGCUUUCAGAAACAUCAAGUCUAUUGCUGAAUGUUUGGCUGAGGAGUUGAUCAACGCUGCUAAGGGAUCAUCUACUUCAUACGCUAUUAAGAAGAAGGAUGAGUUGGAACGUGUUGCCAAGUCCAACCGUUAG